Messenger RNA from Centropristis striata (black sea bass), 1088 nucleotides. RefSeq names its product forkhead box B2 (gene foxb2). The transcript has a single exon. NCBI's taxonomy places the organism in Eukaryota, Metazoa, Chordata, Actinopteri, Perciformes, Serranidae. The record is from RefSeq and is a predicted model, not a curated record. Bases 92 to 1051 code for a protein of 319 amino acids. Gene Ontology annotation, molecular function: DNA-binding transcription factor activity, RNA polymerase II-specific; RNA polymerase II cis-regulatory region sequence-specific DNA binding. Gene Ontology annotation, biological process: regulation of transcription by RNA polymerase II; cell differentiation; anatomical structure morphogenesis.
AAACUGUCAAAUUAGCUCCUUAAAUUAUAGCAUUUAAAAUAUAACUUUGUUUUAUAUAACAAUUCAAACUUCUAGAAAACAGAAAGCAGUCAUGCCUCGUCCUGGGAAGAACUCUUACAGCGACCAGAAGCCUCCAUACUCCUACAUAUCACUGACAGCGAUGGCUAUCCAGAACUCAUCCGAAAAGAUGCUGCCUCUCAGUGACAUUUAUAAGUUCAUCAUGGACCGCUUUCCGUAUUAUCGAGAGAAUACCCAACGGUGGCAGAAUUCCCUGCGACACAAUCUCUCCUUUAACGACUGCUUCAUCAAGAUCCCUCGGCGGCCUGAUCAGCCCGGAAAGGGCAGCUUCUGGGCUCUGCACCCGGACUGUGGUGACAUGUUUGAAAACGGCAGCUUCCUUAGGAGACGGAAGCGCUUCAAGGUGUUGCGCGCCGAGCACAUGGCCUGCAAGAGCUCCCCGAUGAUGCACUAUUUUCACCAUCACCACCACCACCCGGGCAACAAGCUGGGCACAGCAUCCGGGCACCAUGAGCACUCAGCCGGCCCUGCAAGCGCCGUGGGUCGCCUCCCUCACUUUCAGGGUUACGGGGGCAUUACGUGCGCACAGUCCGGCGGGUUUAAACACCCAUUCGCCAUUGAGAACAUCAUAGGACGGGACUAUAAGGGUGUGAUGGCCAGCGGGCUUCCCCUCACCUCAGUCAUGCACCACCUGGGCUACCCAGUGCCCCCGCAGCUCAGCAGCGUGGUCAACUCCAUGUGGCCGCAUGUCGGGAUGCUUUCGGAGUCCAUGGGUGGCGUGCACGUACCCUCAUCAUCCGAGUACGCGCCCUUCAGCGUGUCAGCAAAGGGCCUGUACCACAAUGCCAGCGGGCAAACUCUGCCUGCCGUGCCCGUGCCAAUAAAACCCACCCCAUCCCUGGGUCCCGUGCCCAGUCUGACGGGGCUGCAGUCCGGCCCGGCACAGCUCUGCACACCGAUCUCAGUGAUGGAGAAAAGCGACCUGCUGGAGGGGAAAGGCAACCCUCUGCACCCGGCGCUCCUGCUGUCCUAACCGGGUAAAUUGCGGGUCAUUUUUGAAAAGUAACGCA